AUGCCGCGUGACACUUCAGCGAGUGGAGCGUUGGUGCCGAGCGACUCGGCGGCGAUGGUGGCUGCCGCGACGGCAGCGACGAUGGCGGCGGGGAAGCUUCCAUUCCCGCUGCUCACGAGGACGAACUACGCGGCAUGGGCGAUGAGGAUGAAGUACCUCUUGCGCGCCAAUGGCGUGUGGGGUGCCGUUGAUCGCGAGGCCACGUCCUCGGAGGUCGACAAGGGCAAGGAGGAGAUGGCCAUGACGAUCAUCUCCCAGUCCAUCGACGACUCGACGCUGCUGCGAGUUGCGGAGAAGGAGACCGCGGCCGAUGUGUGGGCGGCGCUACGCUCAAAUGCAUCGAGGUUCACGACGCUCGUGGGGCUCAUCCGUGAGCUCGAUGAUCAGAUGGAGGAGAAGUACGUCGUGAAGAAGCUGCUGCGAGCCGUCUCCAACAAGUUCAUCCACGUUGCUUCGUCGAUUGCAUUGUUCGGUGACACGAACAAGAUGGCCAUGGAGGAGGCCAUUGGUUCACUCAAGGCGCACGAGGAGCUCGUCAAGGGGCGGGAGACGGCACGUGAAGAAGAGCAGCUCCUCAUGGCGAGAGGGCAUGACUCAUUGCGAGGACGCGGCCGUGGUGGCCGUGGCCGUGGCCGCGGACAUGGCCAUGGUGGAGGGCGCAGAGACAAGAGCGAGGUACAGUGCUAUAACUGUGAUGACUUUGGACAUUUUUCUUGGGAGUGGCCAGAGAAGAAGAAGGAGAACGAGGAGAAGGCGCUGAUGGCCGGCUACGGCAGCGACGGACCGGCUCUUCUUUGA
This is a messenger RNA of Aegilops tauschii subsp. strangulata, 798 nucleotides long. The record is from RefSeq and is a predicted model, not a curated record. Lineage: Eukaryota; Viridiplantae; Streptophyta; Magnoliopsida; Poales; Poaceae.